Messenger RNA from Ectocarpus sp. CCAP 1310/34, 2336 nucleotides. The record is from the annotation of a GenBank genome assembly. NCBI's taxonomy places the organism in Eukaryota, Phaeophyceae, Ectocarpales, Ectocarpaceae.
AUGUACGCGGACACGGAGGAGGAACAAAGCGGUGACGAAGACGACGACCCCGAGUACUCUGAAGAAGAGGAGGAAGACGAGAAAGACGACGAGUCUGAAGACCUACUCGCGCCCCAGGUCCCCUCUCCUAUGCCCUCUCCCAUGACCGCCAUCGGGUUUUGCGACCCCGAUGAGUGGAACCAGCAUGUUGCCCCCCGCCGGCGGGGAAGGCGUGUUCGUCUCACCGCGCCGCCGGAGGGCGGCGCGGCCGGCGGCAGGGACAGCGCCCGCCGCGGCUCGUUCCCGAGUGUGACGCUAGACGGCGGCCGCCGCCCCUUUGGGAGCCUUCGUGGGACGCCCAUGGCGGGUGGCAGCAUCACUAGCUCCGUCACCAUCGAUAGCAGCAUGAGCUCGGACGAGGUGUUCGAACACCUCCGUCAGAUUGUUUCAUCGACAGUGCUGUCCGGCCUCUCGGGCCACCUGCUCCGGUUCGUGGCCCCAUCCUUAUGCCCAUCCUUGAUGGCUCCCCCGCCGUCUUUUGGUGCCUCGAUCAAGGCACCUUUCAGCGAGGCUUUCGUGGGGCCCGAGAAGAAGCGCCAUUCCUCUGGACAGCAACCGUCCACCACCAACAACAGCGUUAUGGCGGCAAUCAGCUGCAUGUGGGUCGGACCCGUCACCUCCGAGUUCCCAGGUAAACAACGCGUGUGCUCGGAGCGAGCUCCACGCCGCCCUUGCUUGGGCCUGGCGGAGCACAUCAUCCUACCCGCUCUCAACGACGAGAUCCGAGCCAAACUGGGAGCGCAGACUGCGUCCGACCUCAUCCGCGGGGUUCGCGCUUCUCUGUACACCAUGGAUGCUGACGGGGGCGAGAACGCCCGCCGCGUCGAGGCCUUCAUGCACGCCACCUUCGCUCGAGCGAUGAAGGCCCACCGCGCGAAGAACCGCCGUGGCCUGUCCAUGACCGAUAUCUUCGGCGGGAACAGCCUCCGUCGCGACUUUGCCAACCAGGUCGCGACCCUGCUCGCCGUGCACGCCAUCGCGGAGCUAGAGCAUGCCCCUCUCACUGAAGUGGGCGCGCCGGAGACCAUCGCCUGUCGCGCUGUGAGGCAGGUGAGGAGCUGGUCCAAGCUACAGACCGGCGGAUUCGGAGCGAGGAACCAGAGGGCGUUCCAAGAAGUAUGCAUGUCAAUUCUUUUCCCAUACGCCAUUUACUCAUAUAUCCCAAUCUUGUUUACGAUAACAUUAAAUGGGAUGUGGCGCCACCUAUACGGGUUCAUCACGAGCCCCCGCCGCCUUGCUCACGGGCUCACGGCGAUGGACCCCGCCUCCAUCACCAACGCCGACGCUCGGCGCUACCUCACCCCGUACUACACGGAGGAGCCGGCCAUCGCCAACCCCGAGCCCGCCUCGGACGGAGAGGAGACGGUCGACCCAAACGCUGGCCCUCUUCGCGUCGAGGAAACCCUCACUCCGGACGCCGCCGACUUCUAGAAGGCGCGCAUCGCACCGUCUGUGCCCUCGAGUGUUUCGCCUAUUGAUCGCGAAAGGGAGUGUUCGGAUGUGCCAGAGUUUUGCUUAGUACGAGGCUAGCACGGUUUUGGGACGGGGAGGAGCGCGUGGGGGUUAUAUUUAUAUCUUUGUGCGUUGCGUAGAAUAUGUCGUGCGCAGAGCCGGGGAUAUAGGAAAGAGAUGGCAAGAAAAAAAGUCCGUGGACGGAAGAUAGAUCUAUCUGUGUCUCCCGCCCCCGCCUGUUAUUGACGCCGCCGUAUGUUUCUCAUGCGCCGGGCGCGCGUAGUUUGAAAAUUGAGUCUGUCAUCGUGAGUUUUUGCGGCGCGUGCGGGUACCCGUUGCGUCGUCUUUUUUUCCUCACACAAGCUCGUAAUAAAGUCGGUUUCUGGUUCGGCGAGACACACCAGACAGAGAGAACGCGCAAGUGGUUGGUAUAGAAUACACAAGUGUUUUCCGGUCGCGACUUGUACGAAUACGUGUCCUCUAGAGCGUUUGGUGUGGGUGCGGUGGUCCCUGCCGUACACGGUACACCCACCGACAUAAUUUUAAAUGAAAAUGUUAUAUACGACACCGGUGUCGUACUUCCUUAUAUACGACACCUACCAUUUCUUGGCCCACAGGGCUCCAAUCGGCGUACAACAAAAUGCGCUGUGUAGCCACGGCCCGCAGCUAUCAGCCCAUACCAUUUUGGGUCAAAUCGGCCAAGUGGUUGCGGAGAAAGAGCCGAAAAUAGGGGGCUCCGCAACUUACCGGGGGGGUGUCAGCGACGUUCCGGUCAUAACUCCUUGCACAGACAUCGCCUGAUCGCACGUAAACUCGCGAUGAGUAGAUAAGCUUAUAUACUCUUC